Galeopterus variegatus (Sunda flying lemur) is the source of this 2811-nucleotide messenger RNA. It is a transcript of the gene CBX5, whose product is annotated as chromobox homolog 5. Gene Ontology annotation, biological process: negative regulation of transcription by RNA polymerase II; chromatin organization. NCBI's taxonomy places the organism in Eukaryota, Metazoa, Chordata, Mammalia, Dermoptera, Cynocephalidae. Gene Ontology annotation, cellular component: nucleus; pericentric heterochromatin. The record is from RefSeq and is a predicted model, not a curated record. The transcript has 5 exons. Bases 253 to 828 code for a protein of 191 amino acids. Gene Ontology annotation, molecular function: chromatin binding.
AUUCAUCUUCUACCUUUGGGGCUCCUCUUCUGCAUGAAGUAAGGGAGAUUUUCCUCUUUCCUCAAACUGAAGAACACAUAUGUAAAUCCUGUUUUUACUGGUGAGGCAGGGGAGGCCAUAGCCACAAUGCUUAACUGCAUGCAUCUAACAUGGGGCUGGUUUUAACCCCAGCGCUCUGACCUAAACUGCUCAGCUCCCGGAAAUUCCAAGGAACCUGGUGGCCUUAGUCCUUCAGGUGGAGCAGUGUGCGACAUGGGAAAGAAAACCAAGCGGACAGCUGACAGUUCUUCUUCAGAGGAUGAGGAGGAGUACGUUGUGGAGAAGGUGCUAGACAGGCGUGUGGUUAAGGGGCAGGUGGAAUAUCUUCUGAAGUGGAAAGGCUUUUCUGAGGAGCACAAUACUUGGGAACCUGAGAAAAACUUGGAUUGCCCUGAGCUAAUUUCUGAGUUUAUGAAAAAGUAUAAGAAGAUGAAGGAGGGUGAAAAUAACAAACCCAGGGAGAAGUCAGAAAGUAACAAGAGAAAAUCAAAUUUCUCCAACAGUGCUGAUGAUAUCAAGUCCAAAAAAAAGAGAGAGCAGAGCAAUGAUAUCGCUCGGGGCUUUGAGAGAGGACUGGAACCAGAAAAGAUCAUUGGGGCGACAGAUUCCUGUGGUGAUUUGAUGUUCCUAAUGAAAUGGAAAGACACAGAUGAAGCAGACCUGGUUCUUGCAAAAGAAGCUAAUGUGAAAUGUCCACAAAUUGUGAUAGCAUUUUAUGAAGAGAGACUGACGUGGCAUGCAUAUCCUGAGGAUGCGGAAAACAAAGAAAAAGAAACAGCAAAGAGCUAAAGGAUGGGGUGGUCUCUGUCAUUUCUCUUUGUACAUAAUACAUUCACCUCCCUGCCUCCUUUCCCUUCUACCCACCCUCUUCUAUCCUAAACACAUCCAUAAAAAAUGUGCUUAUCACUGUGCUCCACAGGAGAAAUGUUGGUAUUGGUUCUCUUGUAACAUAACUGAUAGUCUGAUUCAUGAUAAGUGUCUCUCUGUGAAGACCAGGCAUUUACAUACUGUGUGUAAUUCCCACAGUUUUUUCCUUUACACUGAUCUCUUCCUUCUGCUCCCCUGUGACCUCAAGAUGAGUUUUAACUUUUAAAUUACCUUAGAGUCUUGAUCUUUUCAGGGUUGUUUGCUUUUUAGAUUGGGGGAUUUUGUUACAAUGGUGGUGAAUUUUGGUUUCUUGCUUUGGUUCUUAGAACAUGUUGAUGACCAGCUGGCCCUUCUUUUGACAUGUGGGAUAGAAAGGAUGUUGCCCAUCUUUUAAAAAUCUAAUAGCAACUGCCUACAUGUUGAGGCUUCCCCACCCUUAUUCAGCUUUGCCCUGUAGAAUACAGGGUUUCUAAUGUGGUCUUCUGGGCCACCCUCAGUUGUUCAUCCUCACCCACCAUCUCAGAAUAACUCUGUCCUUUGGAGGACUUGAGAUUUUACGUUGGAAUUUGUCAAGGCUCUCCUUUUAGCCCCAGGGCUUUUGGCCUUAGUAAUCGCUAAUUCUGCUUCUGCAAGGUGGUGUCCAUUUGUCAUAGAAUGACAAGAUUCUUAACUGUGGAGAUUUUUAUCUAUAGUACAUGAGGAUGAUGGGGUAGGGGUAGGAUACAGUUAUCUUUAUUAUCACAUAUGGUAUGUAUGUAUUAUUUCCUACCAUCCCUCAUAUUUAGACUAUACAUUUAUGUAGGUAUGAAUGAUUGCCUGGUGCUUGCUUGUGCCAAGGUGCUAGGCACCCUCCAACCCUGCCAAUUUUUGUGGCCUCCCAAAGCAUUCCUGUUACCAAAGAGGCUUCAAACUUGACCCUCACUUCUUAGUGGACCUGAGUUUCCCUUCCAUGCCAUUAUUUUCAGUGGGGAAUUCUUGGAGGGGAGCCAUUGACCAUAAUCAAUUUAAAAUAUUCAUAGCAGUUAUAGUCAUAAGUUUUUUGCUUUCUUGACUCCUGGAUUUGCCACCAGGAGUCCUCAAAGUAUUAUGCUCUUCCUUUUUUCUACCCUCAAACUUUCAGUUGUUUCUUAUUUUUAAAAUGAAUUUCCAUAGAAGGCUUACCACCUCAGAAACUGACAGGCCCUGGCAUUAGCAUGUUGACACAACCUUCUCUCCCUACUCAACAAAAUAUUUCCCUUUUGGUUUCCUCUUUGCUAUUAUAUUAAGAGAUUUUUCUGAUCAUAUCCUGCCUUUGUCUCACAAGAAAUGUCCUACUUUUUUAUCCUUUUCUUCUUGUAGUUGAGGGGGGCUAGAGAAUCAAGACUAAAAGUAAGGAAAUAGCAGGGUUUUGAGCAUCCUUGUCCCAGCCCCAAAGCUGAGGAAAUAAAAAUAAAUGCUUGAAAUAGCCUUAAUUCUAGAGUUCACCAGCCAUGGAGGCUGUUUUUCUUGUUGCUUUUGAUUUUUAAAACAUAUAGCUGUGUGGCCAGGAGCAUUCAGCCAUUUCUAGAUUAUUCAGAGUAAUGAGGAGAAUGGAUGGAUUGCUCUAGUCCACAGAUGAGCCAAAUAAUAUGCAAGUCAUAUACCCAUUCAUAGCAUUUGUUAACACUGCUUCUCUGCUCGGCUGCUGAUUGAAUUCUGUGUGCUUGUAUAAAUUAUGUCAGAAAUUAUACUGCACAGUUGAGAAGACAGCUGUUGCUGCAGUGACAUGACAGACUGGAACAAUGAAGCUUUUGGUUUAAGUCAGCCAGGAAGAUCCUUCUGAAUGGUAAUGUGAUUGGGUGAGAACUCAUAACCCAUGCCUCAAGUGGGUGGGAGUUUUAUCUCCAUAUUACUUUGCUCUCUGAAGGAAUAAAAGGCCUUGAUCAA